Pelecanus crispus (Dalmatian pelican) is the source of this 2395-nucleotide messenger RNA. RefSeq names its product membrane metalloendopeptidase (gene MME). Gene Ontology annotation, molecular function: metalloendopeptidase activity. The record is from RefSeq and is a predicted model, not a curated record. Gene Ontology annotation, biological process: protein processing; amyloid-beta clearance. NCBI's taxonomy places the organism in Eukaryota, Metazoa, Chordata, Aves, Pelecaniformes, Pelecanidae. Gene Ontology annotation, cellular component: plasma membrane.
GUUAUGGGCAAGUCAGAAAGCCAGAUGGAUAUAACUGAAAUGAAUACUCCAAACCCAGUUAAGAAACUGCGAUGGAGUCGCCUGGAAAUAGGGCUAGCUGUUGUAGUGGUUCUGCUAGCUAUUGUAGCGAUCACAAUGAUAGUUCUGUAUGCAACAUAUGACGAUGGGGUUUGCAAAACAUCAGACUGUAUACAAUCAGCAGCCCGAAUCCUUGAGAACAUGGACACCACUGCAGAGCCUUGUAAUGAUUUUUACCAAUAUGCCUGUGGAGGAUGGCUUAAGAGGAACGUCAUUCCAGAAACCAGCUCCCGUUAUAGCAACUUUGACAUUUUAAGAGACGAACUAGAAGUUGUUUUAAAAGAUGUCCUCGACAGACCAAGCAGUAACGAUAUAACAGCAGUGCAGAAGGCAAAAACCCUGUACAGAUCAUGCAUAAAUGAAACUACCAUUGAUAGCCGAGGUGGAAGGCCUUUAAUCAAUUUAUUGCCAAAAGUAUCUGACUGGCCUGUAGCAACAAGUAACUGGGAUUCUUCCUAUGGUACUGCUUGGACAGCUGAGACAGCUAUUGCACAGCUGAACUCCAGAUAUGGGAAAAAGGUCCUUAUUAAUUUUUUUGUUGGCACAGAUGAUAAAAAUUCCACAGCACAUAUCAUUCAUAUUGAUCAGCCUGGGCUUGGCCUGCCUUCUCGUGACUAUUACGAAUGCACUGGUGCAUACCAAGAGGCAUGUUCUGCCUAUGUUGAUUUCAUGAUUUCUGUAGCUAAACUAAUCCUACAAGAAAGAAAUAUUUCUUUCAACGAGAGCCAGAUUUCUGAACAAAUGAAAAGAGUUAUGGACCUGGAGAAAGAGAUUGCCAAUGCAACAACAAAACCUGAAGACAGAAAUGAUCCACUUUUGCUGUACAAUAAAAUGACCUUGGCACAACUCCAAAACAACUUCUCAUUGGAAAUCGAUCAUAAGGUAUUCAGCUGGUCAAAAUUCAUAAAUGACAUAAUGUCAACCGUACAAAUUAAAGUUGAGAACACCGAACACGUCAUUGUUUAUGAUCCAGAAUACCUUAUCAGGCUGAAGUCUAUUCUUAAUAAAUACACUCCCAGAGACCUUCAAAAUUACAUGGUCUGGCGAUUCAUAAUGGAUCUUGUCAACAGCCUAAGCCGUGACUACAAGGACACAAGGAACGCUUUUCGUAAGGCACUUUAUGGCACAACAUCAGAAACUGCUGUUUGGCGGCGUUGCGCAAACUAUGUCAAUGGCAACAUGGAGAAUGCAGCAGGACGAUUAUACGUAGAGGAAGCAUUUGCUGGAGACAGUAAACAUGUGGUUGAGGAAAUGAUUGCAGAUAUACGUGAUGUUUUUAUAAAAACCUUAGAUGAACUUACCUGGAUGGAUGCAGAAACCAAAAAGAAAGCAGAACAAAAAGCAAGAGCAAUUAGAGAGAGGAUUGGUUAUCCAGAUGAGAUCGUGACUGAUGACAAUAAGCUGAACAGCGAGUACCAGGAGUUGAACUACAAAGAAGAAGAAUACUUCGAAAACAUUAUUCAAAAUUUAGUAUUUACCCAGAAGAAAAGGUUGAAAAAGCUUAGAGAAAAGGUGGACAAAGAGGAGUGGAUAAGUGGAGCUGCUGUUGUCAAUGCUUUUUAUUCAGCAAGCAGAAAUCAGAUAGUCUUCCCUGCUGGCAUUUUGCAGCCCCCUUUCUUCAGUGCAUCCCAGCCCAAAUCUCUGAAUUAUGGUGGCAUAGGCAUGGUCAUCGGUCAUGAAAUCACACAUGGUUUUGAUGACAACGGCAGAAAUUUUAAUGAGAAUGGAGACCUCGUAGACUGGUGGACUGAAGAAUCGGCACGCAAUUUUAAGGAGCUAUCCCAGUGUAUGGUGUACCAGUAUGGAAACUUUUCAUGGGACCUAGCAGGCGGACAGCAUCUGAGUGGAAUCAACACACUAGGAGAAAACAUUGCUGAUAAUGGGGGUAUUAGACAAGCAUAUAAGGCCUAUGAAAACUUUGUGAAAAAGCAUGGAAAAGAAAAACUCCUUCCUGGUCUUAAAAUGAACCAUAAGCAGCUGUUUUUUCUGAACUUCGCACAGGUAUGGUGUGGAACGUACAGACCAGAAUAUGCAGUGAACUCCAUCAAAACUGACGUGCACAGCCCAGGCAAAUUCAGGGUCAUAGGAUCAUUGCAAAACUCUCCGGAGUUCUCUGAAGCCUUUUCAUGCACCAAGACAAACUACAUGGAUCCUGCUAAAAAGUGCCGAGUUUGGUGACGGAACUGUAAACCUUGCAUCUCGAGAAGCUUUCCAGAAAAAGAGAAAUUUUGAACUAAUUUUGAGCAGGGGAGGAGGGAAGAAAACUGAGGGAAAUAUGCUAGAGUAGUCACUGUAAUUCUUAAUAAACAGGCAAAAA